Esox lucius (northern pike) is the source of this 2573-nucleotide messenger RNA. It is a transcript of the gene kpna3, whose product is annotated as karyopherin alpha 3 (importin alpha 4). Gene Ontology annotation, molecular function: nuclear import signal receptor activity; protein binding. Lineage: Eukaryota; Metazoa; Chordata; Actinopteri; Esociformes; Esocidae. The record is from RefSeq and is a predicted model, not a curated record. Gene Ontology annotation, biological process: NLS-bearing protein import into nucleus. The transcript is spliced from 16 exons. The coding region runs from base 161 to 1726 and encodes 521 amino acids. Gene Ontology annotation, cellular component: nucleoplasm; cytoplasm; nucleus.
GUCCUCCCCCGAUUUCUCUUUCGCUCGACGAGAUUAUCCCCAACUCGGUGUAUCACGUCUGGCCACCCACCCUUCGGCUAAACAGCUGCACCUUCUACAUUUUCCCACCGGAGUUUCAAGCGCAGGGCCAGGUAGCUAAACAACAAGAACUCAGACAGCCAUGGCAGAAAACGCCGGCUUGGAUAACCACCGAAUUAAAAGCUUCAAAAACAAGGGGCGCGAUGUCGAGACUAUGCGAAGACAUCGCAAUGAAGUGACAGUGGAGCUGAGGAAGAACAAACGAGACGAGCACCUCCUAAAGAAGAGGAACGUUCCACAGGAGGAGAGCCUUGAAGACUCUGACGUGGACUCUGACUUCAAAGGGCAGAAUGUAACGCUAGAAGCCAUCUUGCAGAACGCUGUCAGUGACAAUGGACUCAUCCAGCUCAAUGCUGUGCAGGCAGCAAGAAAACUGUUGUCCAGCGACAGAAACCCCCCCAUCGACGACUUGAUUAAAUCCGGCAUCCUGCCCAUCCUGGUCAAAUGCCUUGAGAGGGACGACAAUCCCUCGCUUCAGUUUGAGGCAGCCUGGGCCUUGACCAACAUUGCCUCAGGGACGUCACAACAGACUCAGGCUGUGGUUAAAUCUAAUGCCGUGCCGCUGUUCCUGCGGCUGCUACACUCUCCUCACCAGAACGUAUGUGAGCAGGCGGUGUGGGCGCUAGGCAACAUAAUUGGUGAUGGACCGCAGUGCAGGGAUUACGUCAUCUCCCUGGGCGUGGUCAAGCCCCUGCUGUCCUUCAUUAACCCCUCCAUCCCCAUCACCUUUCUCCGCAACGUCACCUGGGUCAUCGUCAACCUCUGCCGCAACAAGGACCCGCCCCCUCCCAUGGAGACGGUGCAGGAGAUUCUUCCUGCUCUCUGCGUGUUGAUAUACCACACUGACAUCAAUAUCCUAGUGGACACCGUGUGGGCCUUAUCCUACCUCACAGACGGAGGAAAUGAACAGAUCCAGAUGGUCAUUGACUCGGGCGUCGUCCCCUUCCUUGUCCCCUUGCUCAGCCACCAAGAGGUCAAAGUUCAGACGGCAGCUCUGAGGGCGGUGGGGAACAUUGUGACAGGGACGGAUGAGCAGACUCAGGUGGUGCUCAACUGUGAUGUCCUCUCGCACUUCCCCAACCUGCUCACACACCCCAAGGAGAAGAUUAACAAGGAGGCGGUGUGGUUCCUGUCCAACAUCACAGCGGGCAACCAGCAGCAGGUACAGGCUGUGAUCGACGCCGGUCUGCUGCCCAUGAUCAUCCACCAGCUGGCUAAGGGAGACUUUGGCACACAGAAGGAGGCAGCGUGGGCCAUCAGCAACUUGACAAUAAGUGGAAGGAAAGAGCAGGUGGAGUACCUGGUGCAGCAGAAUGUGGUGCCGCCAUUCUGCAGUCUGCUGUCCGUCAAGGACUCCCAGGUGGUCCAGGUGGUCCUGGACGGCCUCAAGAACGUCCUCAUCAUGGCCGGGGACGAGGCCAGCACCAUCGCUGAGAUCAUAGAAGAGUGUGGAGGCCUAGAGAAGAUCGAGAACCUGCAGCAGCAUGAGAACGAGGACAUCUACAAACUAGCCUUUGAGAUCAUCGACCAGUACUUCUCAGGAGACGACAUUGAUGAGGAUCCCAGCUUGAUCCCUGAAGCCACUCAGGGUGGAACAUUCAGCUUUGACCCCGCCACCAACCUGCAAACCAAGGAGUUCAAGUUUUAAAGGCCAACCUCCACCUAGUGGGUGUCACUCUCCAGCUGCUCUGCUCCUCAAGUCAUCACCUUCUCAGCGUCAAUCAUUCAGGCUCACUAACAACGACUCCAGUUCAAAGCACUGACGGAAAGAAAGGAUCAUUAUUAGCGGACAAUGUUUUCCAGCGUCUCUCACGGCAAUGCUUCUAAAUGUUCCAGGUGGAUAACCACUCGCCUUGGUCCGUCAUACUCCUGCAGUCGCCAAAAAAAGCUCCUGUUUUCAUCUCUUCAUACUCGCACACAGACACGUCCACACACACACACACACACACGCACUAAAGACACUGAAUUAAUUUGUGUGCAUGGACCUAUGAUCUUGUUCUGCCAGUCAUAUCCGCCAAGAGGAAUGAUCUAAUUUCAAGGCGUUUUCUGUCUCUGGAGUCUGCGCUCCCCUAGUUGGUGUCAGGGCACGUUGGACACAGCGACCGAAGACGUUCAGCCUCGGAGCGAAGUGACCCUUUUUUGAGGAGUACCGGCGGCUGCUACGCUGGCCUUCGUUGAACAUUGCUAACUGAAUUUAAUUGGUGACAUUGUCAAAAGGGCUGACGGUAAUUCAGUACUCGUUGAACUACAUAGGAUUCCGGGACAGAACACUGACAAAUGCUGUCAACAAUCUGCCUCAGAGGAUGGAGGGGAAUUUUUUGAGAGCAGUCGUCAUAUGCCCAAGUGGACUGAACAGAACUCUACACACCACUAGAACAUUAUUCCUUUUUUCCUUUAGUUGUGAAAUCAUCAUGAUAACCAAUGGAUUUAAAGUAAAAUAUUUUAAAGUAAUAAUUCCAAAAAAAAAAAAAAGACUGAACAGGGAAAUUGUGAAA